AUGGAUGGAUCGCAGAUUGCUGAGGUGAAGGCUAAGCUUGACUCUGUGCAUAGCCUUCUAGUGGGUAAGAAGUCCGUUCGAUACGCUGCAGAGGUUAAGAAUUUCGAACCAGAUGAAGCACUUGAGGAAGAGGAUGUUAACUUUAUCAAUGGAGCUGGAUUUCGGGGUCAGAGAUUUGGUUCUGGGCAAGGGAACACGAAUCACAAUGGAAAUAAUCAGAGGAGUACCUUCACAGGUAAUCAGAACUCUUCUGGUUACAGCUCCAAACCUCAGUACCAGACAUCCUACUCCAACAACAGGUUUUCAAGGAACUAUGGUUCUCCUCCUACUCAAACUCCUGAUAAUGAGGUGAAGUCUAUGCUGGAACAGAUACUGGAAGGUCAGCAGAAGAUGACUGUGGAUUUCAAUGGGAAGAUUGAUGCUCUGUAUCUGGAUCUGAAUAGAAAAAUUGAAGUUCUGAACACUCAUGUCAAGAAGCUUGAUACUCAGGUUGCUCAGACUGCAGAGUCUGUAAAAAGGCAAGAAGGAUUCCUUACUGGGAAGACUGAUAUCAAUCCUAGGCAUUACUGCAGUGCUAUCUCGUUAAGGAGUGGUAAAAAGUUGACUCAAGUGCUUAAAAAGGGUGUUUCUGAGGAUGAAAUCGUGGAGUUUGACGAAUCUGAAGAAAAUUUCGAAACUGCAGAGCCGGUGUCGAGCGACACCACAACCAGUGUCGCGCGUCACCAAUUGCAGAGCAAAGCUGAUAUUGCUCAAAGUUCGAAAUCUGCUGAGGAAAAGGUUUACAAACCUAAGGUUCCUUACCCAAGGAGUCCUAGGAAGUCCAAGCAGGAGAUAGAUGAUGCCAGAUGCAAGACUUUGAUGGAGAAACUUGUUAUUGAGAUUCCUUUGGUUGAUGCUGUGAAGAUUGCUCCUACUCUCAGACACUAUGUGAAGAGAAUGGUGACUAAUAAUCUGAGUCAUGAGGAAGGAGUGAUGAUGAUUUCUGAACAGGUCAGUGCUGUGAUUCAGAAUAAGAUUCCAGAGAAACUCUCGGACCCAGGAAGCUUUGUUUUGGACUGCUCUAUCUUCUCUGAGAGGUUCAAGAGAUCGCUGUGUGAUCUUGGUUCGAGUGUCAACCUAAUGCCUUACUAUGUAGCUGUUAGCCUUGGGAUGACUGACUUCAAGCCAACUAAUAUCUCUCUAAUCCUAGCAGAUCGAUCUAAAAGAAUCCCAAAAGGUGUCUUGGAGGAUGUUCCGAUUAAAGUUGGUGAUUGCAUAAUUCCUACAGAUUUCGUGGUUCUGGAAUAUGAAGAGGAACCCAAAGAUCCUCUUAUCCUGGGAAGAUCGUUUUUAGCUACAGCUGGAGCAGUAAUUGAUGUCAAGCAUGGUAACCUUGAUCUCCACCUAGGAGAUACCAUCAUGUCUUUCAAGAUGGAGAAGCUAAAGGAUUCAACCAUAGAUGGUCAGACAUUCCAAGUCAGUGCAAUACCUGAAGUGAUAGUGGGAGAUCAGAACGUGUUUGAUGCUGAGAAGGUGAAAGAUCAACCUGAGUUGACUAAGACGUCUACAGAACCAGUAGCUGCUAAUGCACAGGAAGCUCACAACAUCACGUUCUAUUCAUCUCCACCAAAGAAUAGGUCAAGGUCACCCAAACACAGAUCUCACCCUGGUGUUAUUCCUGCAUUCCUUGGACGACCUCAUGCGCAAAACGCUUACACACCACCAUGGAUGAGACGAAUUUCACAGAGGCACUCUUUGCCACUGUCUGAUCCACCAGAUGCAUAG
Messenger RNA from Eutrema salsugineum, 1764 nucleotides. RefSeq lists its product as uncharacterized. Bases 1 to 1764 code for a protein of 587 amino acids. Lineage: Eukaryota; Viridiplantae; Streptophyta; Magnoliopsida; Brassicales; Brassicaceae. The transcript has a single exon. The record is from RefSeq and is a predicted model, not a curated record.